Molecule: messenger RNA, 1158 nt
Organism: Poecilia latipinna (sailfin molly)
Lineage: Eukaryota; Metazoa; Chordata; Actinopteri; Cyprinodontiformes; Poeciliidae
Exons: 5
Coding region: 210-1064 (284 amino acids)
Source: RefSeq, a predicted model, not a curated record
GAAGCUGGGUCACGUGACAGAAAAACGUCACGUGGUCGUGCAGGGGCGCUUUUCCAGGCGUUUUAGGUGAUUUCUUUCAAAGCCGCAGUUUUCAAUUGAGUCAGUCGUGCAAAAGUUGUGCAUUCUUACUUGCUGGUCUCAGCUGGCUUUGUCAUUAGGUAAACUCAAUAUCAUUUACGCCAAGAAAAUGCAUUAAGGAACGUCUGUGGAUGGGACUCUUGGCGCAAAUGUACACACCUCGGUUUUUACUCUUGCCUCUUGGUUCUCAGAUUCAGCUUCAUGUGAGCUAUUCUGGUGGUGGGGGCGCUCAGCAGCUCAACACAGAGACAACUGAGAAUCAGCCUCCCAUGACACCCAAGCCACAGGUUGUGCUGCAGGACAUGGAGGCUUUGGGUAACCGGCUGGUAGGUUUUGGCACACACAGUUCCCUCACCUACAGGGAGCUGUAUGAGAGCAGAGAGCAAAAAAUACGCAGCUACAGGGAACUCCUUAGGAGGCUCCGGGUUCGGAAAACCGAUUCUCAGCUCGGAAAGCUGAAACAGUAUGUCCUCACAAUGGACAGAGUGCAAAGGUCUGGUUCUGCCCUGUCCAGCAAAACCUCCAGAGAGUUGGUUUCAGCAUCUAGUACAACUCGCCCUCCUUCAUCACAUCCCACAGCGCAGCCCUCUUCAGCUGCUGCGCGUCGUGUUAGGAUCAUCUGUCCUGCAGCACAGACGUCCGGUGAGUCGCUGCCGAUUAGCCUUCCUCCGGAGCAGAGGGCCUGGCUAAGCAAGGUCCUGUUCACCAGGGAUGCCACAGGAAAAUUCAUCCUGUCAAACAAUCUCCAGUUGUGGUACAACCCACCCGGUCCGUCCCUUACCUACAGCCAGCGUCCCACCUCGCCCAAUGACUUCUUUCAGCGCCGCUUCUUCCUGUGGGCUCCAGUCAGGAUGUGGCAUUACAGGCUCAAGUGUCCAAGCUGCUCACACAAUCUGACGAGCUGCAGCCUGUAUAAGACUGUUCACAGAGUUCUGGACCUGGACGGCUGGUAUUACAUGGGCACAGAGUACCUGGAGUGCAUGUAAAUAUAAAUCCUGAUUCAUAAUGAUCAGCAGUGAGCAACGCCAACUAGCUAGUAUGAUUAGCUAAAGCACUAAUUAUAAACAUUAGUUCCGCUAA